Molecule: messenger RNA, 3788 nt
Organism: Megalobrama amblycephala (Wuchang bream)
Lineage: Eukaryota; Metazoa; Chordata; Actinopteri; Cypriniformes; Xenocyprididae
Gene: rph3ab
Product: rabphilin 3A homolog (mouse), b
Exons: 16
Coding region: 295-2091 (598 amino acids)
Biological process (GO): intracellular protein transport
Cellular component (GO): membrane
Molecular function (GO): small GTPase binding
Source: RefSeq, a predicted model, not a curated record
AUCUUUCUCUUCUUGUCAGUACUGGGGUUUCCACCGCAAGGUACCACGGGCGUGAAAUAAGUAAAGAGGGCUACAUGAUGCAAAGCUUAGAGGCGUCUGCUGAAAGGAAAAUCAGGAAAAGAGUAUGUGGAUUUUGAUGUGCUCAAGCGUUUUAUAGCCUCUGGUUUAGACCCUCUCUCUUCUCUAUGCGCAGCCGCUGAUUCCACUCACUACUGACCUCACUAUAGUCCGCAUUGUUUGCAGUCGCCUUCCUUCAAGAGUGGGCGGUUGUUAUCAGUUUCCAGUAAUUUCACAAUGACAGAUGCUGUGAUGGGCACAAAAGGUGUCCAUGUGCAGUCUGGACCUCUUGGCGCUGAGCUGACUGAUGAAGAGAAGGAGAUCAUCAACAGCGUAAUUGCCCGGGCUGAAAAAAUGGAGGCAAUGGAGCAAGAGAGGAUUGGACGUCUGGUGAAUCGUCUAGACAACAUGAAAAAAGCAGUUUGUGGGGAUGGAGUGUCACGCUGCCUUUUAUGUGGAGAGCAACUGGCUGCAGGAGGUGACAGAUCAGUGGUUUGUGAGGACUGUAAAAAGAACAUGUGCACCAAGUGUGGAGUGCAGACUAACACUCGGCCACGGUCUGUAUGGCUCUGCAAGAUCUGCAGUGAACAAAGAGAGGUAUGGAAACGAUCUGGAGCCUGGUUCUUUAAAGGUCUCCCUAAGCAGUUCUUACCCUCACCUAUGCCCGUUUCCAGACCCAAAGAUCCCAGUCCUCAAAAGACCCCUGCAGCACCUCCAGUUGCUAUGCAAUCUCAAGCACCGGUCGCAGAACCAACAAUGGAUCCACCAACCACCCAAAAACCACCUGUGGCUCCAAAACCUGCUCACCUUCAAACUCGGAGUUACUCAGAGGCAGAAGGAGAGGCUGGAAGCCCCCAGAAUACUCCAGUGAUGAUGAAAAAGACUGUGAAUGUCCAUGCUGCCAGACCAAACUCAUCCAGCAUGUUCCAGCCAGCUGCUCAGGAGGCAGAGAGAGGAGCCUACCCAUCCAUUAGCAAUGCUUCCAAUGUGCAGGAAAGAGCCCAUCCUGCAGAGAGGGACGACCAAAAGUCUGCUGUCAUCCCUCGACCCGGCCAGCAUCAGGCUGCCCCAACAAUGGACGACGAGGAAGAGGCCAACAGCUAUGACUCAGAUGAAGCAACAACUCUUGGAGCACUGGAGUUCACUUUACUCUAUGACCAAGGGAACAGCAGCCUCCAUUGCAACAUUGUUAGAGGAAAGGGUUUAAAGCCAAUGGAUUCGAAUGGACUGGCAGAUCCAUAUGUUAAGCUUCAUCUGCUACCAGGUGCAAGUAAGUCAAAUAAAUUACGUACCAAGACCCUACGCAAUACUCGCAACCCAAACUGGAAUGAGACGCUGGUGUACCAUGGCCUGACAGAUGAGGAUAUGCAGCGCAAGACCCUCAGAAUAUCUGUCUGUGAUGAAGACAAGUUUGGCCACAAUGAGUUUAUUGGAGAAACCAGAGUUGCACUGAAAAAACUCAAGGUCAAUCAGAAGAAAAACUUUAAUGUGUGUUUAGAAAGGGUUGUCCAAACAAAAAGAACAUCAACUGCAGGUGGUGCACGAGGAAUCACCCUCUAUGAGGAUGAGACUGGAAAAGAAGGCACUGAGCAUGAAGAGAGAGGACGUAUCCUGAUAUCCCUCAUGUACAACAGCCAGCAGAGUCGUCUCAUUGUAGGUGUUAUACGCUGUGUUCACUUAGCAGCAAUGGAUGCAAAUGGCUACUCUGAUCCCUUUGUCAAAAUAUGUCUGAAACCUGAUAUGGGGAAGAAAGCGAAGAACAAGACGCAGACCAAGAAGAAGACACUCAACCCAGAGUUUAAUGAGGAAUUCAGCUAUGAAAUUAAGCAUGCAGAGCUGGCCAAAAAGACUCUUGAUAUCUCAGUAUGGGACUACGACAUUGGCAAAUCCAACGAUUAUAUAGGAGGCUGCCAGCUGGGAAUCACUGCCAAAGGUGAGCGUUUGAAGCACUGGUACGAAUGCCUAAAGAACAAAGACAAGAAGAUUGAGCGUUGGCAUACUCUUUUCAAUGAGAAUCACAUCUCCAGUGAUUAGGCUCUUUAAGCUUUGUGCAUGCCUUUCACUUACGUUGUACUUGGCCCAUUUGCCAACCCCAUUCCCCUCCACUAACUGCAUAUCUUGGGCUAUACCGAUCUUGUUCUUGUCCGGCUGACACAUGAUAUGCUUUCAAAGAACAUAAUGUGAUGUCUGGAGCUCUUCUGUUCACUGUGACCUACAUACAAACGACUAUCGGUUAGCAUUGAAAAGUAAAAGAACUGCACAGUUAUGUCAUGUCAUGUUCUCUUAUCUGGCCAAAGUAGCAUUGUGUUUUUUUUAAGUUAUAGUUUAAGAACAACUGUAAAAACUCCAAAUAUUUACCUUGUUGUGGGAAUGCGUUAAUAUCAUGUCUCUUAGCAACCUUUUAUUAAAAAGCAUAAUGAAAGUCUUUCUCCUUAAAAACAAAAAAAAGAGGCAGAUACAGAAUAUAUAAGCCCUAUUUUAACCAGUUUUACCCAGUCUUAGAAUGUUUACAUGUCAUAUAGAAUGUCAGGUAAAAUCCUUCAACAUCAAAUUUACAUAAUUAUUUCAAACAAAUAGGCAAACAACAUGUAGGGAUGUUUACACAGCACAGAUAAGACUGAAUCCAAAGAAUGUUUAAACCAUUAUGAAUCGUUUUAUGUGAUCUGUUUGGCAAGGAUACAUUUAGACAUAGUUAGGUUAGGUAGUCUUCUAAUGAAAACAAUUUUGUAACACAUUGCUUGGAAUGUCUGGUUUAUAACAACACUUCUAUGUAAGCACACUAUUCCACAAAACCCCUUCAAUCAUGCAUCUUAUUUGUGGUUUGUAAUGCGCUAAAAAUACAAAUGCCUUGCGUGAAGACAACAGCUUCCAUGGACAAAUUAAAUUACUUCAUAAAAGAACAGACUAAAAGAGUCUAAUGGCUGUGAAGCAAGCCAAGAUUACUUUAAUUAGUCACCUGCAGCCUGUUUGUCUUGUGACUGCAGUCCAAUCACAGGAUUGCAUCAGGAAAGCACAUUUACAAUGGAAUGACCUCAGCAUUUCCAUUCUUUGCUGUUAUUAUAACCAGCUCUUAUGCAUGAGAGUGUCUGUGAUCAUAGUGAAUUCAAUUUAUUUUCUUUGUAUAAUUUACUCCCCUAGAUGAGAUUACAGUUUACCAACAAACGUUUGGCAGCGACACUUCUGGGAUCUUCUGGAACCCAGAAACAGAGCUGUUGCGCUGAUUUUACAUUUUGAACCAUAAUUGUGGUGACAAUACAUUUGGUAUUAUACCUUUGGUCCUAUAACACCAAAUGAUCAUCAUUGAUAUAACAGGACCUGGUCUCGGCACCACUGCGGUAUUGGCUAUUUAUGAAAAUAUAUGAGAAUGAAAUCUUUUCAAAGAUGAAAAAAUAUGAAAAUGUUGUUGUUGAUUUUGAAUGCUCUAACUUAGCAUUCAUAUAAGUAACUUUAAAUUCAAAAACAUUGUUUAUUAAACCUAAACAAUAUAAAAAAUUAUUAUUUAUGUGAUCAAAUGUGUAUUUAAAUGAAAAAAGGGGUGGGCGAUGUGAUCAAAAUCUUAUAUCAUGAUAUGAGUAAUUUUAUUUCAUGAUAACGAUAUAUAUAUAUAUAUAUAUAUAUAUAUAUAUAUAUAUAUAUAUAUAUAUAUAUAUAUAUAUAUAUAUUUGAUACCAUUAAAUUUUCAUAAUUGUUGUAAUCAAUUUCAAUAUCACAAAAAACUACUAGCCUAUGUU